Messenger RNA from Cladophialophora carrionii CBS 160.54, 309 nucleotides. RefSeq lists its product as uncharacterized. The coding region runs from base 1 to 309 and encodes 102 amino acids. The record is from RefSeq and is a predicted model, not a curated record. The transcript has a single exon. NCBI's taxonomy places the organism in Eukaryota, Fungi, Ascomycota, Eurotiomycetes, Chaetothyriales, Herpotrichiellaceae.
AUGGCCAUUGUCAAAGCCGUCCUAUUUCGAGAGCUCAAGUUCCAGGCCACGAGGGACAACUUCAUGCGUUUGAAGGGGACCAACGUCGCCUCUUUUGCCCUUUUCGUCAAAGAGCUCAGCGUCCUGCCCAGCCUCUACAGCGCAACACUAAGUUAUCCUGACUUCGAAAAGAUCCAGUUGAACAUUGCAGAUUACCACCAGCAGUUGGAGAAUUCUGAAGGGAAUGCUGUGCCAGAGAUCGAGCUCUUCAGAGAAUACCUACUGGAAAACUCCCCCUGGAAGAGUCUCCGUGAUAAACGGCGAGGAUGA